Tuber melanosporum (Perigord truffle) is the source of this 1357-nucleotide messenger RNA. RefSeq lists its product as uncharacterized. NCBI's taxonomy places the organism in Eukaryota, Fungi, Ascomycota, Pezizomycetes, Pezizales, Tuberaceae. Gene Ontology annotation, biological process: S-adenosylmethionine biosynthetic process. Gene Ontology annotation, molecular function: methionine adenosyltransferase regulator activity. The record is from RefSeq and is a predicted model, not a curated record. The coding region runs from base 207 to 1136 and encodes 309 amino acids. The transcript has 10 exons. Gene Ontology annotation, cellular component: methionine adenosyltransferase complex.
CAACCGUGAGCAUCGCGCAAAAGCAGGGUUUACCCCAUUCUUGGCACUCAUCACUCGCACUUCCCCCGCAAACAGAAAAUCUCAUAGCUCUCGCCAAUGCUGUUUUUCCGCGAACCUCACUUGAACCCCUCCUCUGAUAUCCCUAAAGAAAGCUGCUAAUUGCGAUAGCGACAACGAGAAGAGGGAAAAAAUAAUCUGGGAUCAGAAUGUCUGAGAAAGUGGUUGUGGUUACUGGGGGGACGGGACAGUUGGGAAGGCAGUGUGUUAAAGCCUUUGAAGGAGCUAAGUGGAAGACCAUCGGGACUGGGUAUUCCAGAGCAAAUCCUCCAGCGAUUUUGAAGGUGGAUUUGGGGAAUGCAGGUGAGGUCGCUGGGUUGUUGGAGGAGGUGAAGCCCAAGGUGGUGGUUCACUGUGCCGCAGAACGCUUCCCGGACAAGUGCGACGCAGACCCCGAGGGAGUCAAACGCCUGAACGUUCAAGCAUCAAACAGCCUCGCCCAGGAAUGUGCAAAUCGUGACAUAAUCCUAAUCUACAUAUCCACCGACUACGUUUUCGACGGGAAACCCGGUGCAGCUCCGUACGAGGCUGAUGCCGCGACUAAUCCGGCUAACUUCUACGGAGAGACCAAGUUGGCUGGCGAACAAGCAGUCCUAAGCGCAUGGAGGAAGAGUGUGGUGUUUAGGAUUCCAGUAUUGUACGGUGAGGUUGAGGAGAGCAAGGAGAGUGCGGUUAAUGUGCUCCUUGAUAUGGUUUUGAAUAAGGCUGGGAAAGAGAGAGUUGAGAUGGAUCAUUGGUCCAUUCGGUAUCCUACAAAUACGUCUGAUGUAGCGCGUGUUCUCAAGGACGUGGCUGAGAGAUAUACGUCAGCAGACGAUAUCGAUUCCCUUCCUAAGGUCUUGCAGUUCAGCUCCGAGGACCGCAUGACAAAGUACGAAAUCUGCCAAAAGCUCUCUGAGAUUGCCGGACUCUCAAUCAACCACAUAGUCGGAAACGACAAAAACCAUCCUAGUGUAGCUGUGAUGAGACCUUACGACUGCCAUCUGUCUACCAAGGCUCUUAAAGAGCUCAAUAUUUCAGUUGAUACUAUCCCUUUCGGUGUUUGGUGGCAACGUCACUUGCGUGCCUUCAAGCAUUAAGCUUUGCCAAAGAAACACCCGAAGUGCGUUCCAGAGGGUAGGAGACUACAUCUGGAGUUCUCGGUAUAAAGAGCAAAAACUAUUUACUCUUUGCUUUUAGGAUCAAAGAAAAGAUAAAAUGUUCGUGUAUACGUGGUACCAUGAAAAACAGACCACUCCUAGUUUUGGACCACCUUGGUGCUUCUAUCAAACCUCAACAAAAAAAAAAAAAUUUCCAUUUA